AGGUUUUCACAGUACAGGCUUCUUUGGCAAGUGGAAUAUUCCUCAGCGAAGUUUAGUAAAACUUAAGAAUGGUUUAAGAAUUGUUCAGAUGGAGACAUAAGAGACCAGAUCAAUAUCCCUGUCAAAAGACUUAAAGCUCCAAAACAUCCAUACAGUUUCAGAUAUCAGUGCAGGCGUUACUGCAGACAGUUGUUCCUUUAAACAGCUGUUCCUUCAGACAGCUGUUCUCCCUAACAGCUGUUCCUUCAGACAGCUGUUCUCCCUAACAGCUGUUCCUUCAGACAGCUGUUCUCCCUAACAGCUGUUCCUUCUAACAGCUGUUCCUUCAGACAGCUGUUCCUUCAGACAGCUGUCCUAUCAGGUGUUCCUUCUAACAGGUGUUCCUUCAGACCAGACCGUUGAUAACGUCCUGAAGCAUUGCGUUAGUCUCAGUCAUGCUUUUUUACAAGCAGUUUAAAUAAAUACAAUAUGGUCGGCGUCAGCCUGAUGUUUGCAGCCGCAAACGAAACGUUGCAGAUGAGAAUCGUGUGCAAAGAUGUGACUGCUGAGAUGUUGUAUGAUGUCCUCCAUGACACCAGUUAUCGUAAGAAGUGGGACGCCAACAUGAUUGAAACGUAUGACAUCGCCAGGCUGACGGUCAACGCUGACGUGGGAUAUUACUCUUGGAAGUGUCCCAGUCCUUUGAAGAACAGGGACUUUGUGACGAUGAGGUCUUGGCUCCCACUUGGUAACGACUACAUGAUCAUCAACUACUCUGUCAAACACCCGCAACACCCUCCAAAGAAGGACUAUGUCAGAGCUGUGUCUCUCUUGACGGGUUACCUGAUCCAAUCCAGUGGUGCUACAAGCUCCACCCUUUACUACCUGACGCAGGUGGACCCCAGAGGCUCAUUACCAAAGUGGGUUGUGAACAGAGUCUCCCAGUUUGUGGCUCCAAAGGCCAUGAAGAAGAUCUACAAGGCAUCUCUGAAAUACCCGGAGUGGAAACGGAAACACAAUCCGACACUGAAGCCAUGGAUAUUUCCGGAGCAGAACACAUUGCCGACCAUCAGCUUGUCAGAGCUGACGCUGCAGCAUGCGGAGUCUCUAGAGAAAAUUGAUGAGAGUUGUGUGAGUGAAGAAAAGACUGUCAACAGCGAUGAUGAGGAGAUCUAAACGUCUUCCAAAGUCUCAGCUAGAGCACCUUUGUCUCAUUUUCUGUUUCUAAUUUCUUUAAUGAGACAAAGUGAAACUAAAAAUGUACAACUGACGGCAGACACGUCAUGCUCCUACAGUUUCUCACACGUUCAGGUUUUGAACUUCACAUGUUCACCCAAUUUGACUUUUCACCAUCUGUCCAAUGGCUGUCCAGGGAAUGCCCACUGACUAUUCACUGGACAUCCAGUAUCCACUAAUAAGUAUUCUAGAAUCUUAAACAAGAUCUUUCAUUCUGAUAAAUCUAUUAAAUUGUAGAAACUCUCUGCGUCUGAUAUUUCUGGUAACUGAUUAGUAAGUGUUGGGAUUUUAUGUUGGAGAAUUUGAUGAACUAGUUGAACUUUCUGUUGAUGCAGAGCAGGUUUUGUCUUCUUGAACAGAAAUUUUGUUAAAAUUGUUAAACUGAACAAAUCAAUGUGUGUGAUCAAUAAAGCUUCCCUGAGACCCUUG
Messenger RNA from Nothobranchius furzeri (turquoise killifish), 1644 nucleotides. It is a transcript of the gene stard15, whose product is annotated as StAR-related lipid transfer (START) domain containing 15. Gene Ontology annotation, molecular function: lipid binding. Lineage: Eukaryota; Metazoa; Chordata; Actinopteri; Cyprinodontiformes; Nothobranchiidae. The record is from RefSeq and is a predicted model, not a curated record.